Aegilops tauschii subsp. strangulata is the source of this 1086-nucleotide messenger RNA. NCBI's taxonomy places the organism in Eukaryota, Viridiplantae, Streptophyta, Magnoliopsida, Poales, Poaceae. The record is from RefSeq and is a predicted model, not a curated record.
AUGAGGCCCCCGGCCUCCUCUUCUCUUCCCCGCAUCGCGCUGGUCACCGUCGCCGCGAGCGCCGCGCACCCUCGCCCCAGCCGAGCCCACUUGAUCGUGCGCGCGCCUCCGGCACUCCCCUGCCCAUUCGGACACCGCGGGCGGGGCGCGCCCUGGCCACGCUCGUGCGUGUCCUCGCACCGGCCUGCGCCCUCCCGUCCUCGCCCGUUCGUGGCCACGGCCGUGCCUCCUCUGUCACUUGCCCUGGCCGACGCCUUACUCCGCCCCAGCCGGCGCCAGGGACCAGUCGGGCUGCAGCGCCCCGUCGCCACGGUGGCCUCGCCCCUCUGUGCCACCUCCGGCGGCCGCCUGCGCACCACCGCGGCCUCGCCCCGCUCCGGCCAUGGCCACGCCGUGGCCACCGGCCUCCCCUGUUCCGGUGCCCUCCCGGGUCCACUUGCACCUGGGCGUGCGCCCAUCGGAUCGGGGCUGACCCCGGGGCCGUCGCCCGGUGCCGCCUCGCCGGCCCCCGCCUCGUCCCUACGCCCCGUCGCCGGCCGGCGCCGUCCGUCUCCGCCGGCGCCACCUCGUCUCCUCCCCACGCCGGACCGCCUCGACCUCCUCCCCGACGGCCUCACCAAGCCACGCUGUGCCCCGUCGCCGCUCGCCGUCUAUGGUGCCACCUCGCCGGCGCCGCCUCCCCGCCGGACUGCGUCGUCCUCGCCCCCGUCGCGCCGGACUACCCCGUCCCCGCCUCUCCUUCGCCGGUCCUCCCCAUGCCUCACCGCCCUCUUCUCGUCAACGGGGGUGAGCUCCCCGUCGGGCCCCAUCCGUCUCCCCCCUCCGAAAGCUGCACCACAAGCCGUCCCAUCGCCACGCCGCCGCGGACCUCUGGCCGUGAACGGCUACGCCCAGCCGUGCCUCCACGCGCGCCCUGGCUGCCCUGUGCGUGCCUUGGCCACGUGCCUCGCCCGCCUGUGCUCCGGCCACUGUCGCCGGCGCCGGGCCAUGCGCCGGCCCCCUUCACCCGCUGGCCGCAGCGCGCUGUCGUGCGGGCUGCCGCCCGUCACCCGGUUCCGCUCGACGGCCGAGAACCGCCACCCGUGA